Symbiodinium natans is the source of this 564-nucleotide messenger RNA. NCBI's taxonomy places the organism in Eukaryota, Dinophyceae, Suessiales, Symbiodiniaceae. The record is from the annotation of a GenBank genome assembly.
AUGGAGCCCCAAAGCGCCCCCACUCCCCUUUGGCAUCGUGCCUUUGCCGUCUCGGGCUUCAAGGGCGGGAGUCCAAGGCAUCUGGCCAUCUACCAAGAUGCCUGGUGGGUGAGCAAGCUGGACCUGUUACGGGGAGUCCGUGAGAACUUAACGACCGAGCCGCCGGUCGCCAUCCACUACCACGAUGGAGAGGUGCUGUGCCGCUCGGGCAACACAGAUGUAUCCAGGCUGCGUGCCUGGCGCCCCGCGCGUGAGGUGCCAAAGGGCGUUGCUGAAUCCGCGUGCCGAGGCGUGCUGCAGGUGUUCUACCGCCACUCGCAGAGCUGUCCUUCCAGCUUUCCGCGCUGUAUGGACUUCUGGGCGGCCCUGGGCCGCAGGAGCUUGGCAGACCCGCUGACUCUGGCCGAAGGCCGUUCAGGCCGAGACUUGCGGCAGACGGUGCACCAGAAGCUUCUGGACAUGCACCGCGCUGACCUCCGCGCGCGAAACAUUUCUGAGGAAGAGAUUCAGCAAAUUGCGGAGCCCAUUGAGCUUGCCUACUCGGAUAAGUUCAAGGAGCUCUAG